Messenger RNA from Acomys russatus (golden spiny mouse), 3356 nucleotides. RefSeq names its product solute carrier family 45 member 3 (gene Slc45a3). The transcript has 7 exons. The record is from RefSeq and is a predicted model, not a curated record. Gene Ontology annotation, molecular function: sucrose:proton symporter activity. The coding region runs from base 508 to 2178 and encodes 556 amino acids. Gene Ontology annotation, biological process: transmembrane transport. Gene Ontology annotation, cellular component: membrane. Lineage: Eukaryota; Metazoa; Chordata; Mammalia; Rodentia; Muridae.
GAAGCAGGGGUCCGAGCUCGCACGCGCCAGCCCCAGGUGACAGCCGCGCGCCAGGCCAGAUAGGCUGGUCGCAGACCUGAGCAGAUCUGGGUAGAUAAAGCCCAAGAGACCAUCAGCUUUGCAUGCCUGGAGGCAGGCCAGCCAUCCAGAGCCAGGAACAGAGUCCAGUUCCACGAGAGAGAAGAGAAGAGGGCAUUUCUGUCCUCUGCUUACUCAGCUGCAUUUUGGGUGACUUUUGACCUUGGGACAGCACUGGUGUCUGAGCAGAGUGUGGGCAGGUCUGAUGGGGAUCUGACUGAUGAGAUGUGUCCCCAUCAAGGCGCUAGACGGUGACGUGUUUAGCGUGGGAUGAGCUGCUGCGUUGGCACCGAAGGGCUGGCCGAAAUGGGAGCCUGGCUGAACCCUAGGACGGUGGUGGUUGCAAGACGGAGAAGCCACGGCAGGGCCGAACCUAAGCAGCUGUGGAGUAUGUGAGUGGCCCCUGGAGUCCUACCUGCCCUGUCCAUCAUGAUCCAGCGGCUGUGGUCCAGCCGCCUGCUACGGCAUCGGAAGGCCCAGCUCCUGCUUGUCAACCUGCUGACCUUUGGCCUGGAGGUGUGCCUGGCUGCUGGCAUUACCUACGUGCCGCCCCUUCUGCUGGAAGGAGGGGUAGAAGAGAAGUUUAUGACCAUGGUGUUGGGCAUUGGUCCAGUGCUGGGCCUGGUGUCUGUUCCACUCCUAGGCUCAGCCAGUGACCAGUGGCGUGGGCGCUAUGGCCGCCGGAGGCCCUUCAUCUGGGCUCUGUCCCUGGGUGUCCUGCUAAGCCUCUUUCUCAUCCCGAGGGCUGGCUGGCUGGCAGGGCUGUUGUGCCCAGACACCAGGCCCCUGGAGUUGGCCCUGCUGAUCUUGGGAGUGGGGCUGCUAGACUUUUGUGGCCAGGUGUGCUUCACGCCACUAGAGGCCUUACUCUCCGACCUCUUCCGGGACCCGGACCACUGCCGCCAAGCCUUCUCUGUCUAUGCCUUCAUGAUCAGCCUUGGGGGCUGCCUGGGCUACCUCUUGCCUGCCAUUGACUGGGACACCAGCGCCCUGGCCCCAUACCUGGGCACUCAGGAAGAAUGCCUCUUUGGUCUUCUCACACUCAUCUUUCUCACCUGCAUGGCAGCCACACUGUUUGUGGCCGAGGAAGCAGUACUGGGCCCACCUGAGCCGGCAGAAGGGUUGUCGGUGCCCUCCGUGUCACGCCGCUGCUGCCCGUGCCAUCUUGGCCUGGCUUUCCAGAAUCUGGGUACCCUGUUUCCCCGGCUGCAGCAGCUGUGCUGCCGCAUGCCUCGCACCCUACGCCGGCUCUUCGUGGCUGAGCUGUGCAGCUGGAUGGCACUCAUGACCUUCACACUGUUCUACACGGACUUUGUGGGAGAGGGGCUCUACCAAGGUAUACCCAGAGCCGAGCCAGGCACUGAGGCCCGGAGACACUAUGAUGAAGGCAUCCGAAUGGGCAGCCUGGGGCUCUUCCUGCAGUGCGCCAUCGCCCUCCUCUUCUCCCUGGUCAUGGACAGGCUGGUGCAGAAGUUCGGCACACGGUCAGUCUAUCUGGCCAGCGUGAUAGCCUUUCCUGUAGCCGCCGCCGCCACCUGCCUGUCCCACAGCAUCAUCGUAGUGACAGCCUCAGCUGCCCUCACUGGGUUCACCUUCUCGGCCUUGCAGAUCCUGCCUUACACGCUUGCCUCCCUCUACCAUCGCGAGAAGCAGGUGUUCCUGCCCAAAUACCGAGGGGACGCUGGAGGUGGUAGCGGCGAGGACAGCCAGACGACCAGCUUCUUGCCGGGUCCUAAGCCAGGAGUGCCCUUCCCCAAUGGACACGUGGGCCCUGGCAGCGGCGGGGGCAGCAACAUUCUGGUGCCUCCAGCUGCUCUCUGUGGGGCCUCUGCUUGCGACGUCUCCAUGCGAGUGGUAGUUGGUGAGCCUCCUGAGGCUAAGGUUGUUACUGGACGGGGCAUUUGCUUGGACCUAGCCAUCCUGGACAGUGCCUUCCUGCUGUCCCAGGUGGCUCCAUCCCUGUUCAUGGGUUCCAUUGUCCAGUUGAGCCACUCUGUCACUGCCUAUAUGGUAUCCGCUGCAGGCUUGGGUCUGGUCGCCAUUUACUUUGCCACACAGGUAGUGUUUGACAAGAAUGACUUGGCCAAAUACUCUGUGUAGAGUGCUGUAAGGCAUUGAAAUGGAGGGUCUGCCUUACAGGGUCUCAGCCCUAAGGGGGCUGCAGAGCUGGCUUUCCACCCCGGGUCUGCUGCUGCCUAAGCGGUGUAGCUCUCUGCUGCCACCUUGGGGCUGCUGUCUGAAGUUCUGCAGGGAUGCAAAUGCAGGUCUGUACAGGUUUUAGUAUACCAAGGCUUUAUUCCACUUCCUGGCUGAGUCACCAGAGGAAGGAUUUGGGGACCUGAACUAACUCCCCUCCAAGUCCUUUGUCCAGAGUCUCUGCCACUGUUGCUCUUGCACGGGAGUUUCUCCUGGAACCUCUCCUCCACAGGCUUCAACAAAGACAGAAGUUGGAAGGAGGGGAGCCCUAGCAGGCGAGAUGAAACCCCAGCAGUCCACAGCGCUGCCUUUCUGCUGAGUCCCCCCACCCCCACCCCUACCUGUUUCAGGAAAUGGCUCGGCUUGUUGGCUCUUGUGUUGCCAUCAUGGAGACAUGGGCCUUUAAAUAUUUAAUUUAUUUAUUUAACAAAUGAGAAGAAAAUUCAUUCCCAGCAUUUUUAACGUUGUGUCUAAGAGUUGAGUAGGGUCUGAUCACCCAAGAACUGGUUCCCCUAAAAUAGCUGGUCAGUGUGGUACAUAGUGCCAGAUUCCUCUUCUAGGGUGAUAGAGAACGGUCCCCAAAACUUCCCAGCCCAGUACCUUGAGCAAUGUAUUCAUUCUAAUUGAGAGCCAUGAGAUGUCCCUGCUAAAGGCAGGACAUUGAGGGAACAUGGAACGGGGCCCAAGGUCUCCACAGUAUACCAAAUCCCAAUCUUCUCCGGACCCAGCUUGGCUUCCUGACUCCCCACUACCCCCUAUGGGACUGGACCCAUGAAGAGAUUGCCCUUCCAGCGCUAUCCACUGGCCACGUGACCUCUAUAGGGGUCUUUUUGAGCCCCUAAGCACAAGUGUGGUUCCUUAGGCCCAUCUCAGCCUCUGGGACGUAUCUGUCACAGCCUGGGGAAAUCUCACACAAACUCAGGAGUACUCCCUGACAGAGCCGAGGAGCUCUUGUCUAGGGCAUUUCAGUGCUGAUUGCAAUAAUGUUAUGUUUUAUUUAUUUAGCAGAGUAAAUAUUUUAUACUGUACAUGAUAAAUCAGAGCAUAAUGUUUAUGGUGAUGAAAUUAAAAGCUUAUAUGUU